This is a messenger RNA of Closterium sp. NIES-65, 2916 nucleotides long. The record is from the annotation of a GenBank genome assembly. Lineage: Eukaryota; Viridiplantae; Streptophyta; Zygnematophyceae; Desmidiales; Closteriaceae.
AUGCAGUCACUGCAGUACGACAAGCUCCUACCGAGCGACUUCAACGUGCAAGCCCGGCUCCGCUAUGUCAUGGCCAAGCAAGGUCUCAAGGACAUCCCUGGGUGGUCGUCGUGGAAAUUUGUUGAGAGGGCUCUCGCAGCUGGGGAAAUCAAGGUCAUGUCGGAAGAGUGUAACGAUGUCUACCUGCCCAAGGGGAGGGACACUUGCUGGCCGUGGAUUGACCCUUCGUUCCCCUGUAAUGUGUACGAGGAUGGCAUCUGGCUGGCGUUUCAGAAGUACCUUCUUGCUGAAGGUCGCUGGGCAAUGGAGUCUUCUAAAAGCAGGUACCAUGCAGCAGAGACAUUGAAGAUAGAAGGUCCGCAGGAGCUAAGGCAGCUGGUGAUGGGGCAGCUGAUCCACGUGGUGCAGCUCUCAGUCACUCUCCGAGGCUGGUUGAAACCCCACCCCACCAAGUGGUCUCCUGUGCAAGUGACUGUACACGAACCUGCUCCUCUUUUGCACCCAGGGGCCCUUUUGUCGCCAAGGUCACUCUCAACUGCACGACUCUCUUCAACAAAGCUCUCUGGCUACAGUGCUGAAGCUGAAAAGAAUGCAUGGUCUCAACCUGAAUCCAGCAGUCGACAGACGAGAGGUGAAGCUAGCAGUGUGGGUGCAAGUGCUCUUCCAGGCCCUAUUGCUGCUGCCUCACCAACAAGGCUGAGUCUGGCUGCAAUCGACUCGAUCGUUUCCAGGACAGGCCUCCCGUCGCGAAACCUGCUGGGGAGAGAGCUGGCUGAAGUCAAGCCAGAGAGCCCUCCUGCUGGAAGUCCAAGGCUCAGACAAGGCACGGAACAUGGGGAAGAGCAAGGAGCAUGGGAGCAGGGGAGGGAGCGUGGGAGGGCGCAGCAGUGGGAGCACAGGCAUGGCGUUAGUGGCAUGGGUGAGCAGGAGGUGCUAGUGGUGCCAGUGAAGCCAUGGGAUGAAAUUCUCAAGGUGGCUGCAUCCCCUUCUGAAGGUGCGACAGGGGAGGGACGUAGUCCCACCUGGGAAGAAGAACGACCCAAAGGCAGCUGGCGAAGCACCCCAAGGUCAGCAGCAGCAGCAGCAGUAGCGGAUGUAGUUGAGUCGCCUGUCAGCUCUCCUUCGCCCAUGUCUUGGCGCCACAGGCAGAAGCUCCAGGAGUUCCGUGAAUUCGCUGCCAGGGUGCUGCUGAGCCAGCCGCAUGGGAUUCAGUUGGAUCAGCUUCAGAGGGAGUGUGCGCGGAAGAUGCCGCGAGGAUUCAACCCUGAGGCUUUGGGAUUUGUGAGCCUGAGGGACGUGCUGGAGAGCAUGAAGGGUCUGGCACGGUUGGAGUCGUUUCCUGGAGGGUUCGUGCUGGUCUUUGCCUCUGAUGAGCUGAAAGGCGCAAACUUAGAAGGGUGUUCAUCGCCUCUUGCCAGGGCUGUAUCUGCCUCACCCUCUGCUGCAAGAUCAACCACCUCCUCUGGUCCGGUGUCUGCUGCACUUCCUUCUCCAAAUCCAAGAUUUUCUUCUCAGCUACCCCCUGCCGCUGCUGGUUCUACUACUGCUGCAUCUAGUGGCAGCACACCCAGCAGUGCUCUUUACCCGUCCACGCCCACUACUCCACGUGCCUCACCUCCCCCUGUCCCCAAGCCCCGACCCGAAGGUUAUCGCCGUUUCGACACCAGCUGGGGCGGCGAAUCCUCGUCUCCGUUCUCCCCACGCUCCUCCCCACACUCCUCUUCCCUUCGCUACAGAGAGCCACCCUCUUCAGAGAGGAAACCCGUGAAGGAGAGUGCCCUGGGGCCCUCGUUCUCUUCACCCCUUAGCCCCUUCACAAGCCUGCCCUCACCUCGUUCACUCGAUGCAUCACCGUCUCCCCGACCACUUCAAGCAUUCAAAGCACAUCAGAGGAGGCCAUCUGGGUUGGGAGAGGAGGAACAGUUUGGGAUCAAGGGAGGGAACCAGCCUUGGGAUGAGGGUAGGGGUUGGGGCGAAGGGAAAGAAUGGGGCAUGGGUGGUGGGUCGCGGGAGGAAGUUGCUGCACUGGGGUCUCCUUCUGGUAGCAAAUGGCGCACAGAGGGAAGGUGGAGGGAGGUGAGGGAAGUGAGAGAUGUUCGUGAGGUGAAGGAAGUGGAGGAGGUGCGAGAAGAGUUGAGGGAUGAGGUGAUCAAGGGGAAACAGGAAGCACCUGGAGCUGUUCGCCCUGAAGCAGGACCCUUCAUGCAGCCAGCCUUGUUCUCCUCCUCUACUGCCACCUCUGAUGCAGCAGGUUUAUCAUCCAUCUUGAAAAACCCAUCGUCUGUGUCAGAUGCAGGUGUCUCAACACUUCACAGCAGGGCAGUGCCACCGCCUCGCCUUGAGCUUCCUCUUGCAACCGUUGCUGCAGAAAACGUGACAGAAGGCAGCAAGGGUAACCUUACAGAGAGUAGCAGGUCGGUCAAGGCAUCAGCGCCUGCAAAAGGCAGAGCGGCGGAUGGGGGAAAGGCCAGAGCGAGUCACAAGGCAGAGCUGAUGAGGAGUGAUUUGAGGCAACUGCUUCAGGAGGUACUGUCAAAGCCAGGGGUGCACAAGACAGGGUACCAGCUCGCAUUCCUCAAGGGUGCUUUCCUGCAGAAGUACGCGUACCCCCUGGAUCACACUGUGCUGGGCUAUCCCAGGCUGAAGGCACUGCUGCUGAGCAUGGAGGAUGUUGUCCAUGUGGUGGCUGCUCCUGGGGCUCCAGACCCUGGUAGCCUGGUGCAUGAGCAACCCAUGGAGGUGUCACCCAUUGUGCUGGAGGGCACGGAAGAAUUGGAUGAAGGGUCACCGGAAGUUGCGGCUCUGGUGUUGGCUAGUUUAGAACGGAAGCUGGAGGGUUCUGCUCCUGUAGCACCACAUGCUGAUGAGGAUGACCUUGAUGCCAGGGAAAGGGUUAGGUGGUGCUCAACCAUGUAA